AACUAACAAGAAUAACAAACUCUUUUUACUCAUCGUCUUCCUCAAUGCGAUCUUGAAGCUCAAACUCUCGUUCUUCUUAUCUUUGACUCUGAGAUUUAAUAUGGUAUCAGAGUAAAUGAUACUCGUCUUCCGCUUCGACCUCUGAGCUUUGGAAUCGUUUUCGAUGAGUCUCCCUCUGCUUUCUCUCUCGCGAUUUUUCUACUUCGUCGUCCUUGCGAUUAGUGAGAUUUGCUUUGGGAUUCUGGUUUGUUGCUUGUUCGUGAUUCAUCUCUUUCAUUGAUCAUCUCCUUGAUCGAUCGAUUCACUCGUCUGUUACUUUUCUUGUUGAUUGAGUCGAUACUCUUCGUCGAUUGUUUCUAUGGCGAAUCUCUCAUCCCAGCUCCCUCCGUCGUCAGAUUCAGCUCGUUCCCAGACCGAUCAUUACGAGAAUCCAUAUUAUCUUCAUAAUAAUGAUCAUGCUGGAUUGACUCUUGUAACAGAUCGUUUGACUCAAGCAUCAGAUUUUCAUUCUUGGCGAAGAUCUGUUCGAAUGGCGUUGAACGUUCGCAACAAGUUAGGUUUCAUUGAUGGCACGAUCCCUAAGCCUGCUAUCACUCACCGUGACUAUGGUGCGUGGUCUCGUUGCAAUGACAUCGUCGCCACUUGGUUGAUGAACUCCGUUUCCAAGAAAAUUGGGCAAAGCUUGCUGUUUAUCUCUAGUGCAGAAGGGAUCUGGAACAACCUUAUCUCUCGUUUUAAGCAAGAUGAUGCUCCCCGAGUGUAUGAUAUUGAGCAACGAUUAAGUAAGCUUGAACAAGGGUCUAUGGAUAUAUCUGCGUACUAUACUGAGUUGGUUACUCUAUGGGAGGAGCAUCGUAACUUUGUGGAGCUUCCAGUUUGCACAUGUGGGAAGUGUGAAUGUGAUGCUGCUUCCUUAUGGGAGAAGUUACAACAGAGGAGUCGGGUUUCGAAGUUUCUGAUGGGCUUAAACGAGUCAUAUGAACAUACGAGACGUCACAUAUUGAUGCUUAAGCCUAUUCCAAAUAUUGAAGAAGCUUUCAACAUUGUCACACAGGAUGAGCGUCAGAGAUCAAUUCGUCCUGUGACUGCUGUUGAUAAUGUGGCUUUUCAGGCUAUCAACUCGUCUUCUGUAGCUGUUGAUGCUGCUUAUGUUGCAGCUUACAAUGAUGGUCGUGCUUAUCAGAAACCGGUUUGUACUCAUUGUGGGAAGAUUGGUCACACUGUUCAGAAGUGCUUUAAGCUUCAUGGCUUUCCGCCUGGUUAUAAGACGUAUGGAGCAUCACAUUCUCAGAACAGAAACCAAUCUCAGUCUCGGCCUUUACAGGCUCCUCACAAGCCGACUCCAGACAGUGCACAACCUCCUCCUUUGACUAAUGCUGUAGCGACUGUUUGUGCAGAUACUGAUCAUGGUUUACUUCCUAAACCUCCUCCAGCUUCUCCUCAGCUUACGAGUGGUGGUCUGAAUAUGAACCUUCAAAACUUCACACCUCAGCAGAUACAGAGUUUGGUUGCGCAGUUUAAUGCUCAUGUACGAGUUUCAGAGCCACAAGUCCCUUCCUCAUCUGCCUCUUUUCCAUGUGGUUCAAUCACAGAACAUGGUGUCAUAGAUCCUCGUUGUUCUGCUGGAGCUUUCUUGGGGCUUGAUGAUUGGGAAGGGUAGCCUAUACAACAAUCUAUACAUUCUUGAUUCAACUCCUGCUGUUUCUUCUGACAAGAAUGUUUUCUGUAGUUCGCUUUCAACUGAUAGCUCUGUCUGGCAUCACCGUUUGGGUCAUCCAUCUUCAACUGUUUUCAAGACAAUAUCGUCUUCUUUACCAGCUUAUAAGAAUGUUGAGUCUGAGUCUUCACCAUGUUCAGUUUGUCCUUUAGCUAAGCAGCGUCGUUUGGCUUAUAUUUCUCAUAAUAAUCUUGCUUCAAAUCCUUUUGAUUUGAUUCAUGUUGAUGUUUGGGGUCCUUUUAGUGUUGAGUCUGUGGAGGUUUAUAGAUAUUUUCUUACUCUUGUUGAUGAUUGUACUCGGAUCACUUGGAUUUACAUGUUAAA
Raphanus sativus (radish) is the source of this 2041-nucleotide messenger RNA. RefSeq lists its product as uncharacterized. The coding region runs from base 359 to 1660 and encodes 433 amino acids. Gene Ontology annotation, molecular function: zinc ion binding; nucleic acid binding. The record is from RefSeq and is a predicted model, not a curated record. NCBI's taxonomy places the organism in Eukaryota, Viridiplantae, Streptophyta, Magnoliopsida, Brassicales, Brassicaceae. The transcript is spliced from 2 exons.